Molecule: messenger RNA, 3723 nt
Organism: Physella acuta
Lineage: Eukaryota; Metazoa; Mollusca; Gastropoda; Physidae
Product: serine/threonine-protein phosphatase 6 regulatory ankyrin repeat subunit B-like
Cellular component (GO): cytoplasm
Molecular function (GO): protein binding
Source: RefSeq, a predicted model, not a curated record
AUGUCUAACGGGACAACUGACAUUUUUACGGCUGCUAAAUUGGGAAAUAUCGAAGGCUUGGACCCUGCUUCAAUUAAUUGUAAAAAUAGUAAGGGCAUGACCGCUCUAAUGUUAGCUGCUGAAGCCAACAAUUUGGAGGCAAUAACAUUGCUACUAAAAGCGGGUGCUGACCCAAAUGUACAAACAUCUAUGCCUUGUACCUGUCGUGGACAACAUCGCAGAAUUGUCACAGCACUAACCUUAGCUAUGUACAAAUACAGCUUAGGAUGUGUAAUAGCACUGGUCAAGGCUGGAUGUUUCUUUAAUUGUGAUCGAGGAUUGGAUGCUUUAAAGGAGCUGAAGUAUGGCUAUUUGAAUACAGUUGCCGAAGGAGAGAAGGUUAUGAAAAAAUAUCUUAAAGAUGACUCAAAUCAAUCGGGGACCGCCUUUUAUGUGGCUUUUAUUAAUAGAUGUUUUGAUUUGCUAGCAGAUUUAAUAAACGCGGGGGUUUCAUUCAAUUUAAAAUCAUUAACUCGUGAGAAAUUAUCAGAAAAAGUAGCUCUGAUAAACAAGCUUCAUUUUUCACAACUAUGGAUUCGUAGAGGAGUGGUAAGAAAUUUAGAGUCACUACUUACACAAGCCGUACAAUUGCAAGACAUAUCGAUUAUAAGAAUUCUAAUUGAAAAAUACUCUAAUUUUAAUAUUGAGAAUUUCUCCAAAAAUAAAGCUCUUCAAGUUGCUUGCAGUGGUGAUAGAGUUGAGCUAAUAAAUGUGUUGUUGGUUGGGGCUAAAAUGCAAGAGUUUAGUUGUUCUUACAUUGAAAUCGUUAAAUUGCUUGUAUCAUCCGGCGCGGAUGUAAACUUGGUUGACGAAGACGGCAGUAGUUUACUUAUAAAAGCUGUUCAGUCAAAACAAAUGGAAAUUGUCAAAUUUCUUUUAGAAAAAUCUGUAAAUAUCGACCAAGCAGAUGAUUCUCAGAGUACAGCUCUUCAUUAUGCCUGCAGGUCAAAUAGUCUGGAAAUAGUAAAAUUACUUGUGAACGCUGGAGCUAAAAUUGAGGUUUUUAAUAAUGAAAGUUAUACACCUUUCUCUGAGGCAUGUAAGACUUCAAAUAGAGAAAUGAUGGAGCUUCUUAUCAAGGCAAGCUCGGAUAUAAAUUGUGUAGAUACUUAUCAACGAACACCUCUCAUAAACUCCAUUAUGGAAAGUAAGUUUGCUCUCACACAAUUUUUGCUAGAACACGGAGCUGAUAUUUCAAAUGUUGACAUAGACGGAAUGACAGCCUUGAUGUGGGCAGCUAAAACAAAUAACGAAAAAGUCUUUGAUCGUUUGCUUAACUUAAAGCCUGAGGUCAACUUUUUUGACCGAAAUCAGACGACAGCAUUAGCUUAUGCGGUGAUGAGGCUUAAUGUACAGAUGGUAGCCAAGUUGAUACAAGCUGGAGCUGAUGUUAACAUCGCCUCGAACUGUCAAGGAGAAUUGUAUGCAAUAGGUAAAAAUAAGUUCUUAAGCAAAAUACAAAGCGUUGUAGAAAAAUGUUCAAGAAGUAAAAACUCACCACUACAUUUAGCUGGGACUUCGAGAGACGGCAGCAACGAAAUAGUGAACUUACUGUUAAAAGCUGGAGCUAAUACUCAAGCUGUUGAUGAACAUGGUAGAACACCUUUACAUAUCGCAGCUACUGCGUGUAAUUUGAAGAUCUUGCAAUCUUUGUGCCAAUUUGGUGCAAAUAUAAAUGCUGUAGACAAUUAUGGAAACUCCCCAUUAUUUAUUGCUUUGCUGUUCGAAAAAAAAGAUGCAUCUAAAUAUCUGCUUGAAUGUGGAGCUGAUGUAAACUUGAUAUGUGAUUCUCUAUGCUCGCCUUUAUUUGUUGCUGUUUUAAAUAACGACACGGAGCUUGUAAACUUGUUGAUUCAAUAUGGCGCGAAUUUGGAUAUGGGCGAAUAUUCUGAAAUAUUAGUUGCUCUUGAAAAUAGAAGCGUUGAAAUGACUAUUGCUUUAUUAGAACAUGGAGCUAAUGCUAAUAUGCGAGAUACUAAAAAGGAACCAGCCUUAACGAUAGCCAUAAAACUUGCACUGUAUUUUGAUGAUUAUAUUUUCGCUACACCCGUGGGAGCUGAAAUUGACUUUAAUAUAAAAAAAAUCUGGAUAGAUAACUUAAAACUUGUAGCUGAAUCAUUUUUAAACAAUGGCGCCAAUAUUUCAGCCAUGGAUGAUGAAGGUAACACUUGUCUACACGCAGCGGCUGAGUUGGGCGACGUGAAUGUCUUGGAGUUGUUUGUAGCCCACAAAGCUGACGUCAAUGUCCAGAACGUAAAAGGCGAGACGCCGUUAAUGAUGGCGUGUUGUCGUGUUAAUGUUAAGGCUGUCAGGUACCUUCUCUCUGUUGAAGCCGAUGUGACGUUGGUGGAUGUAAACAAGGAUACAGCCUUGCACCACACGACUCUUAAAGCAAAAGAAAUGUCGCGCUAUCAGAAUGUGAUUUUAGAAAUGCUACCAUGUACUAUUACACAUUUAAUAGAAAACAAUGCAAACAUCAACGCCCGUAAUGGACAAGGUAACACAGCCUUACAUUUGACUUUUGAUGAUAGAACUGACCUAAAAAUACAAAAUAAUUUAGGUGAAACAGCUUUACACCACGCCUUUAAUGACGAUGUAGCACGAGCAUUAUUAGAAAUGGGAGCAGAUAUGGAGGCUUGUUCACAAAAUGGACGGACAGCACUAAUAUGUGCCACAGUUGCGGGUGAAUUUCGAUUGGCUGAAUUUUUAUUAGCACGCGGUGCUAAUGUAAACGCGCAAGAUAAUAAUGGAAAAAAUGCUUUGAUGCUUGCCAUUGAGAAUUAUGCCGUCAAAAGAAUGAGAUUUAGAAAAUAUAACACUGAUUUUUUAAAUAUACUUUUAGAACAUGGAGCAGUUGUGAAUGCAAGUGACGCCACAGGCCAGACCGCUUGUAUGAUAGCCGUAAACAAACAUGCCGCCGACAAUUUUUUGGAAGUUUUACCCAAACUUGUAGCAUAUGGGGCUGAUUUAAAUAAGGUGGACAAUAAAAAUAGAUCUGUUCUAGUUCACAUUUUGUUAAACUUUGAUACAAACAAAUGGAAUUGUAUUUUAGAAAUACUAAAACUAGGCGCAGAUUUAGUAGUUGAUAAUGAGUACGGGUAUUUAGUCAAAAAAAUUAGUAAAAAAAUUGAAAAACAUAAAGAAUACGGGAGAACAACCAGUGAAGUGUCUCGACGAUUGUUUCAGUUUUGUCUUGUGAAUGGAUGCAUUUUAUUGAAGGCUUUUAACCUCUGGGGAAUAGAUAAAGCCCUACAACUUCCUCACUUUAUGUCUUUUAACAGUUUAGUAUUUGUCAAAUACCUUUUCGCCACAGGAAUGAUAUUCAAGUCUGACUUUCAAAUGUUGCGAAAGUUUAAAGAAAACGAUUCAGUUAACUCAACAACCCUAAAUAUUCCACCUGAAUUACAAUUAGCAAUCCAACAACCCUGGCCACUGGUCAAACUAGCUUUUAUUGAAGUCUCCACCUUACUUGGGACUGGACCUAUGAGAGAAGAAAAACUAAAACAGACCAAACUCCCACCAAGAUUGCAGCGAACAUUGAUGUUUCAAGAACCUAUAUCAAGAUUACCUGUAGAAGACUGGUCUAAAAUACCUCUUUGUUUUGACCCAGUACAGUACGAGACUUUACCAUGUCCUAGACCAUUACUCUACUACUGGCCUGUUGGUCACAAACUGGUUAAUUAA